This is a messenger RNA of Vicia faba (fava bean), 861 nucleotides long. The record is from the annotation of a GenBank genome assembly. NCBI's taxonomy places the organism in Eukaryota, Viridiplantae, Streptophyta, Magnoliopsida, Fabales, Fabaceae.
AUGGAUCCUAAUCAUUUUCAUUAUCAACAAGCUAUGUUCAAUUACAUGUCAAAUUAUCAAAAUCUUAAUCCUCAAAAUUCUCAAUUUCCAUCUGUGCCAACAAACCCCGCCAUAUUUUUUCCGGAAACACCGAUUGGGUUUAUGUCCGGAUGUCAAGUUCCACCAGUUUCUACUCAAGUUGGUACUGAAAAAGAAGAAAGGGAUCCAAUUGUGGGAGUUGAUCAAAAAGCUGAGAGUUUUUGGUUAAGAAUCGCUGCCAAUUAUAACCAGUAUUGUGGGCAAUUGCGGGAAAAGUUAGGCGGGCAAUUAAAAUGUCGAUGGCAUCGAAUAAAUGGCUUGGUUCAAAAAUUUGUUGAGUGUUACAAACAAGCUGUUAAUGGAAAAAAAAGUGGGACAUCGGAGAACGAUAUCAUGGUUGAUGCACAUGCUUUUUUUGCUCAGGAUGAAGGUACAACAUUCAAUCUUGAGUAUGUAUGGCGAUUGUUAAAAGAUGAACCUAAAUGGAUGGGAGAAUCGAUUGGAAAUUCUUCAAAAAUUACAAAGAGCUCUGCUAGUGGGGCAUCAUCGGAUAACCCAAAUACACCUUCAAGUUAUGAGUUUAACUCAUCAUCACCAAUGGAGCGUCCAAUGGGACAAAAAGCAGCAAAAAGGAAGGGUAAGGCAAAGGAAAUUCCAAAUGCAAUGCAAGAUGCAAGGAUUAAAAGAGCAGCAGCAAUGGAAAGACUAGCUCAAUGUAAGGAGGACGAGCUAGAACUAAAGGCAAUGAAUAUCAUCAUGAAAGACACUUCUACUAUGAAUGAUAAUCAACGAGAUAUUCAUGAAAAAUAUUGUAAUAAGAUGGAAAAAAUGGAAUGUAGUUAG